Molecule: messenger RNA, 1752 nt
Organism: Boleophthalmus pectinirostris (great blue-spotted mudskipper)
Lineage: Eukaryota; Metazoa; Chordata; Actinopteri; Gobiiformes; Gobiidae
Product: radixin-like
Exons: 14
Coding region: 40-1752 (570 amino acids)
Biological process (GO): positive regulation of protein localization to early endosome; regulation of cell shape; regulation of organelle assembly
Cellular component (GO): plasma membrane; adherens junction; microvillus
Molecular function (GO): actin binding; cell adhesion molecule binding
Source: RefSeq, a predicted model, not a curated record
CUUGUUGAACAGAAAAAUAUAAAUGUUAGAGUGACAACAAUGGAUGCCGAGCUGGAGUUUGCGAUCCUGCACAGCACCACCGGCAAGCAACUGUUCGAUCAGAUUGUGAAGACCAUCGGGCUGAGAGAGACCUGGUUCUUUGGGCUGCAGUACCAGGACAGCAAGGGCUUCUCUACCUGGCUCAAACUCAACAAGAGGGUUACAGCUCAGGACGUGAAGCGGGACAACCCUUUACUGAUCAAGUUUCGAGCCAAGUUUUACCCUGAAGAUGUGGCAGAGGAGCUGAUCCAAGAGGCCACACAGAGACUCUUCUUUUUACAGGUCAAAGAGUGUAUUCUAAACGAUGAUAUCUACUGUCCCCCGGAGACGGCUGUGCUUCUGGCCUCAUACGCUGUGCAGGUCAAACAUGGUGACUACAGGAAGGACUACCACAUACCUGGAUAUUUGGCCCGAGAAAAGCUCUUACCACAAAGGGUUUUGGAGCAGCACAAGUUGAAUAAGAAUCAGUGGGAGGAGAGGAUCCAGGUGUGGCAUCAAGAGCACAAGGGAAUGCUGAGGGAGGAUGCCAUGUUGGAGUACCUAAAGAUCGCCCAAGAUUUGGAAAUGUACGGCGUCAAUUAUUUUAGUAUCAAGAACAAGAAAGGAUCCGAGCUGUGGCUGGGAGUGGAUGCUUUGGGGCUCAAUAUCUAUGACAAAAAAGACAAGAUGACACCAAAAAUUGGCUUUCCUUGGAGUGAAAUCAGAAACAUUUCCUUUAAUGAUAAGAAGUUUGUUAUCAAGCCAAUCGACAAGAAGUCACCGGACUUUGUGUUUUACGUUCCUCGUCUUCGCAUUAACAAGCGCAUCCUGGCUCUGUGCAUGGGAAACCACGACCUGUACAUGCGCCGCCGAAAACCAGACAGUAUCGAGGUGCAGCAAAUGAAGGCACAGGCCCGAGAGGAGAAGAGCAAGAGGCAGAUGGAGAGGGCUCUACUUGAGAGUGAGAAAAAGAAGCGCGAAAAUGCUGAGAAGGAAACAGAGAAGAUCGCUCGGGAGACCAUGGAGCUGAUGGAGAGAUUGAGACAGAUUGAGGAGCAGACAAAGAGAGCUCAAGACGAGCUGGAGGAGCAGACUCGCCGCGCUCUGGAGCUGGAAAAGGAGCGCACCACGGCCCAGGAAGAAGCCGAGCGUUUGGACCAAGAUCGAAGAGCCGCAGUUGAGGCCAAAGCUGCGCUGCUCCACCAAUCAGAGACCCAGAUCAGGAACCAGGACUGUCUGGCCACUGAGCUGGCAGAGCUUACUUCUAAGAUUUCCCAGCUGGAAGACGCCAAGAAGAAAAAGGAUGAAGAGGCAAAGAGAUGGCAAAAGAGGGCUAUCAUGGCAGAGAACGAUCUUGAGAGGACCAAAGAGGAGCUGAAGUCCAAACUGAUGGGGGUGCAGAUCCAGGACCCCUCCGUGCACCCUCACAUGCACGAGCACGAUGAGACGGACGAAAGCAGCGCCGAGGCAAGCGCCGAGCUCACUGUCCCGGGGAUGGUCAGGGACAGGAGCGAAGAGGAGAGGAUGACUGAGGCCCAGAAGAACCAGAGACUGCAGAAGAACCUCAAGGCCCUCAGUUUUGAUCUGGCCGAAGCUGUGGAUGAGACCAAGAAGACCCCCCUGGACCUGAUCCAUGCUGAAAACGUGAAGGCGGGCCGGGACAAAUACAAGACCUUACGCCAGAUUCGCCAAGGCAACACCAAGCAGCGCAUAGACGAGUUUGAAUCCAUGUGA